UGGUGUCCGAAUGCUGCCUCAGUUUCACCAAGUACUUUGUCUUCCUGUUCAACCUCAUUUUCUUCUUUCUAGGGAUGCUCAUGCUGUCUCUUGGUGUGUGGAUCACCUGGGCUGAGUCCAGCUUCUUCAUGGAGCCUCCCUCCUUCAUGUCCAUGUCUCUGCUCUCCACCUCCCUGGUCAUCGCGGGCUCCCUCAGCACAGCGCUGGGGUUUCUUGGAUGCAUGGGGGCCGUACAGGAGGCCAAGUGCAUGCUGGGAUUGUAUUUCAUGCUGUUAACCAUCCUCCUGGCAGCUCAGUGCGUUGGCGGGGUGUUGUUUGUCACCCAGAGAGACUUAUUUGAGAGCAGUUUGAUGGACCACAUGUCUGGGGUCAUUCAGCUGUACGGGAAGAAUGAGUCACACCUACGCCACUUUGAGAAGACGCUGGACUACAUACAGGAAGAGGUGGGCUGUUGUGGGUGGGAAUCCCACUUUGACUGGGAUAGCGCUCCCUGCUCUUGCUACUACUUCAACAGCUCUCACCAUGCUAGCCCCAACGCCACCACCAGCACCGCCAGCACUGCCACCACUUUGCCUUGCGGCUGCAAGGGGAGGGAUCUCUCUAGAACAACCCAAUGUGCCAUUUAUAAACAGGGAUGCAGGAGGCAGGUGGAGGAGUGGAUGGACGACCACAUGCUGACCAUCCUGGUGGUCAUAUUCGCACUGAUUGCAGUGGAGAUCUCUGGUAUGAUCCUUUCGAUGUGUCUGUAUAGAUCACACAGCAAGGACGAGCUGCUGACAUUCUACUAAGUCAGAGGGAGUUUUUUUGAUGGAUGAAGAACAGAUGCAUGAAGUGACAACCUGUCAUGGUCUGUCUUGUUGAUGACGUUCAGGCACUUGCGUUUCGUACAUUACAUUUCAGUAUUUGCCACAUUUGCUCACACACACUUUUUUUACGUGUUCUGUUUUGCUAUUGUUGUGUCUGUAUUGUGUUAUUACAAUGUAAUUAUAUUUUAAUACCAUGGCAUGAUGCUCCCAUACAAAUGGAACAGCUUUUUAGUCAUUAUGCUGUGAUGUAACAUUAUGCAAAUGUGCAUUUUCAUGGAGUUGUCACCUGGAUGUGAAAGAAUGCUGGGAGCAUAAACAUUUCAAAUAAUGUUCAAUAGAAUGCAACGGAAAACAAAUUCUAGAAUCUUACACUGUUGUAAAAGGGCAUUCUUUAACGCAAAGAAAUCUUGCACAGCUACCCCUAUAGGCUAUUAAAAAAAGUCCCUCCCCAUCCCAACACAUGAGGUGACUGCUCAGUGGCUGUUAGUGUGUGGAGAGAGAGAGAGAGAGAGAGAGAGAGAGAGAGAGAGAGAGAGAGAGAGAGAGAGAGAGAGAGAGAGAGAGAGAGAGAGAGAGAGAGAGAGAACGUAGCCCUGAGAAAGACUUACUUCCCGUUUGCUUUGGCCUUGCUGUGUUUGGAGCAGGAAGCUGCAGCGGGCAGCCUCUGGGCUGAGGGUGGGACAGAGAGUUAUGUUUCGCUAUUGUUGCAGACGCACAAUAAGUGACCUCUUUUUGUCUGGUCUGAUGAAACAUGUUUCCACACUCUGAAAUCCCGGAGAUGUUCAGAUAACCUGUACA
Molecule: messenger RNA, 1604 nt
Organism: Engraulis encrasicolus (European anchovy)
Lineage: Eukaryota; Metazoa; Chordata; Actinopteri; Clupeiformes; Engraulidae
Gene: cd37
Product: CD37 molecule
Exons: 8
Coding region: 75-788 (237 amino acids)
Cellular component (GO): plasma membrane
Source: RefSeq, a predicted model, not a curated record